AUGACAACAGUAGAAUCUACAACGUUUUGGCACUGUGUGCCUACUACUAAUCUUCCGAAUGCCAUUGAUAUUUGCUUCUACAUUUUUGAGGCGAUGGGCCUGUUUCUCAACACCUUAGUUCUAGUUGGGCUCUCCAAAGCCCAUCCGAUUCCACGGACGAGCCUGAUCCUUCUGCGUUUUAUCAGCGCUUUCUGCCUCCUAACAGCCUUCAUGAAUUUCCUUGAAAAGGUGUACCCUUACUCAUGGCGUUCUCACAACUACCACUUCGACCGUCUUGUUUGCAUUUUUUGGAAAAGCCGCUUCUUUUACUGGAUAUUUGUUGUCAUGGGUGCACAUUACCUCGUUUUCUUCUGCCUUGAUCGUCUCGCAAUGAUUGAGGACCUAAAGUCAUAUAAAACUAUGGUAGAGGAGAAUCGGAUCCUUUCCUAUCAUAUCACUGCCCUCAUCAGUGGGCUUCUGCUUACCUCACCCCAGAUUCUGACGGUUAAUGUACAGGGUGAUACUUGCGAUUGUGCCCCUACUCGAGUGAAUAUCCCAUUCCUCUCCGUCAUCUACGCCCAUGUCUACGUUUGGUUUGUGCUCAUGUUCGUUUUGGUCAGCUCCGUUCUUGCUCUUGUAUGCUACAAACUCGUGAAAGCCGUUCGUGACGCCUCUGGACAUAAUCGCACCGACGACCUCUGCUUGAUGACCCUGGAAGCUCAGGCCUUCGUCAAGGGAGUGCACUCUGCGCCUCCACUUGGCUGGCGUUCGGCAAGCAUGUGCAUUUUACCCUUGGCAUUGAGUUACUCCAUCACCUUUGCCUACGACUGCAUCUACCAGUUCCUGAGUGCUCUUAACUUGACCACCUUCAUUAUAAACAGCCCACAACAGCAAGUUGGGGCUUUGCUACUGGUAGUCAAUACGAGUCUCGUCCCAUGCAUCCUGCUUCUAUAUAUUCCUGCUCUUCGCUCCUUCGUGUUGCUGGUUCUCCGAAAGAUGCGGUUGCGCAAAUAA
This is a messenger RNA of Dibothriocephalus latus, 993 nucleotides long. The record is from the annotation of a GenBank genome assembly. Lineage: Eukaryota; Metazoa; Platyhelminthes; Cestoda; Diphyllobothriidea; Diphyllobothriidae.